Molecule: messenger RNA, 688 nt
Organism: Olea europaea var. sylvestris
Lineage: Eukaryota; Viridiplantae; Streptophyta; Magnoliopsida; Lamiales; Oleaceae
Product: protein yippee-like At4g27745
Exons: 3
Coding region: 173-490 (105 amino acids)
Source: RefSeq, a predicted model, not a curated record
ACUAGUGUAGUCUUCAUCAGCAAACGAAACACGCUCCUAAUUACUCAAGUGUUCAUGGUCAACUCAUCCCCUUAUCUCCAAUAAUAUCUAUAUAUUACCAUCUCUGCUUCGGCAAAUUUCAUUCCUGAGUAAAAACAAAUCAUAUUAAGUCAUCUUACAGUGCUCCAAUUUAAUGGCGGAAUUCACCGGGCAUCCAUUAUACAGCUGCAGAAAGUGCCGGAAUCCGGUUGCACUGGCCGAUGAUCUUCUUUCUAAAGCCUUUAAGGCAAAAUCUGGGGCAGCCUAUAUGUUUUCUCAUGCAAUGAACAUUGUUGUGGGGGCAAAGGAGGAUAGGGAACUCAUCACCGGUCAUUUCACCAUUGCUAAAAUUUACUGCAGCAAAUGUGGGGAGGAAAUGGGUUGGAAUUAUGUCAGAGCUUAUGAUGUAAGGCAAAAGUACAAGGAAGGAAAUUACAUAUUGGAGAAGGCUAAAAUCCUGAAGGAGUAUUGAAACUAUGUGAAGACUGAGAAAAAUAUAUCAAUUUAUCAAUAAUGUGACUUAAGUUAAUGGUUUCUUCUAUAUAAAAGACUUAAACUGGUUGGCAUGUUUAUUUUUAAUACAUAUGAUUGUGCUGCAAUAAAGACUCCUGGUAGUUUAUUUUAAAUGUAACAAAGAUAAUUUUAUGGGACAAUGCUACAAUUAUCUACA